Molecule: messenger RNA, 4373 nt
Organism: Anopheles cruzii
Lineage: Eukaryota; Metazoa; Arthropoda; Insecta; Diptera; Culicidae
Gene: Frl
Product: formin-like protein
Exons: 9
Coding region: 1-3465 (1154 amino acids)
Biological process (GO): regulation of cell shape; cortical actin cytoskeleton organization; cell migration
Cellular component (GO): cytosol
Molecular function (GO): actin filament binding; small GTPase binding
Source: RefSeq, a predicted model, not a curated record
AUGGGUUUGGCAUCGUCGAAAGCCGUCAACAGCAUUGCCGGCAGUGGCAAUGGCACUGGCGGGCCUGGGACCGGGACGGGCGAUGGUAGCCGUGGUAUCAUUUUGGGCAAUGGGCGUCAAAGCAAGGAUAGUGUUAUUCUGGAGACCGCCGCCACCUACCCGGUGUCGGACAAUCGCCAAUCGCCGUGCUCCAUACUUCCGUCGCCGUCCGGAAGCACCAGUGUUGACACUUGGAAAUCGGCUGCCAGCUGCCAUGUCCGACAGGCCAGCAUACGAUCGCGUAAUCUACAGCCCAUGCCGGAUAGCGGCGAGUUAGAUCGUCGCUUCGCAAAAGUGCUGGCCUCUAUGGAUCUGCCACCCGACAAGGCGAAGCUGUUGAAAAAUUAUGACAAUGCAAAAAAAUGGGACAUCAUAUGCGACCAGGAAAUGGUACAUGCUAAAGAUCCUCCAGCACACUACCUUACGAAGUUACGAACCUAUCUAGAUCCCAAGGCCUCCCGAAGUCAUAGGAAACGAAAAAUGGUCGGUGAAUCAACGUCGACGCAAGUGUUGCGCGACCUUGAAAUCUCUCUCCGAACGAACCACAUCGAGUGGGUGAAGGAGUUUCUAGAUGAAGAAAACCAGGGUUUGGAUGCGCUGAUCGAUUAUCUCAGCUUCCGGCUGGCUAUGAUGCGCCACGAACAGCGCAUUCUGGAGGCAAAAUCGGAAUCGGACGAAGGGCUCAACCCGAAGGAUGGUCUAAACAUCGGCAACAACUCAUUCGGAAGCAACGAAACCAACCAUAAGUCGAUCCCGAGCGGUUUUAUGAGACCAGGAUUGGGUGAUAUGAUGGACAGUCCCAGCAUCAAGCGUCGGUCGAGGCACAUCGCCAAGCUCAAUAUGGGACUCACGACGGACGACAUUCAUGUGUGCAUCAUGUGCAUGCGUGCGAUCAUGAAUAACAAAUACGGUUUCAAUAUGGUCAUACAGCACCGGGAAGCCAUCAAUUGCAUCGCACUCAGCUUGAGCCACAAAUCGCUUCGCACGAAGGCACUGGUGCUGGAACUGCUGGCCGCCAUUUGCCUCGUGAAGGGCGGUCACGAGAUCAUUCUGUUCGCGUUCGAUAACUUUAAGAAGGUGUGCUCGGAACAGCGUCGUUUUCAGACCCUGAUGGAGUACUUCAUGAACUAUGAGCUGUUCAACAUUGACUUCAUGGUAGCAUGCAUGCAGUUUGUCAACAUCGUCGUCCACUCGGUAGAGGACAUGAACUAUCGUGUGCACCUCCAGUACGAGUUUACUGCUCUCGGGUUGGAUGAGUAUCUCGAGAAGCUGCGACUGACGGAAUCCGAGGAGCUACACGUGCAGAUUUCCGCAUACCUCGAUAAUGUGUUCGAUGUGGCCGCCCUGAUGGAGGACAGUGAAACGAAAACGGCCGCCCUGGAGCGCGUGAAUGAACUAGAGGACGAGUUGGGCCGUGCUCUGGAUCAAGCCAGUGAAAUCGAGCGGGAAGCGCUGUUCAAGAUCGGCGAACUUGAAGCGGAGCUGAGCCGUACGAGGAGUGAGCGUGAUGAGCUGUAUCAAAAGCAGCUGGCGGUCGAGGAUGAAAUUAUCAAACUGAAACGGGCCCUGAAACAGCACGAACAGGAAUCUCAGAGCCGCCAGUCGAUGCUAUUGGAGCUGGAAAAUUUGACCAAAACUCUGCCGAAAGGAACGUCUAUUGCGGACGUUUCAAACCUACUGGCCAAAGGUGGUCUGUCCGAGCUCAGUCCAACCGGUAGCGGCAGCAGCAGUAGCGGCGGAGCUAGCCAACAGGCACCUCCUAUACCUCCACCCCCGGCACCGCCAGCUCCAUGUGUUGCUCCCAUGCCUCCACCACCACCCUGUCCUCCGGCACCGCCGUCUGGUAGUGAGCCGCCGAGAGCCCCUCCAAAACCUCCGACGUUCAUUCCUGUGCCACCGCCUAUGGGAGGCAGUGGAUAUAACGGGGCACUCCACUGCACGGAUGGUGCGAUGACCAUCAAGCGCAAAGUGCAACCAAAGUAUAAACUGCCAACGUUAAACUGGGUUGCACUGAAACCAAACCAGGUACGCGGUACGAUAUUCAACGAAUUAGACGAUGAGAAACUGCACCGGCAGAUCGAUUUCGUUGACUUUGAGGAACGGUUCAAGAUCGGUAUGGGUGGUCCAGUUACCAACGGAAGCUGUGAUAUGGAUGGUUUGUCCACAUUCCCUAGCAAGCGAUUCAAAAAGCCCGAGCAUAUUUCACUGCUUGAACACACGAGACUAAGAAACAUUGCAAUAUCUCGACGAAAGUUGGAAAUGCCGGCUGAGACGGUUAUCAAAGCGAUCAACAACCUCGAUCUCAAGCUUCUGUCGCUGGAAAACGUAGAAUUGUUACAGAAGAUAACACCGACGGACCAGGAACAGAAGCUGUAUAAGGAGUAUGUGAUAGAGAAGAAGGACCUGAAUCAGUUGACCGAAGAGGACAAGUUUAUGCUACAGCUAACGAAAGUGGAGCGAAUUUCGUCCAAACUCUCGAUCAUGAACUACAUCGGCAACUUUUUCGAUUGCUUGCAUCUAAUUAGUCCGCAAGUUUAUUCGAUCAUCUCAGCCUCGUCUUCGAUAAAAUCAUCCAAGAAGUUCCGCGCGGUGCUCGAAGUGAUACUGGCGUUCGGAAACUAUCUAAACAGCAGCAAACGCGGCCCGGCCUACGGCUUCAAGUUGCAGUCCCUAGACACGCUGCUCGACACCAAAUCCAACGACAAGCGCAUGAGCUUGAUGCACUACAUUGUAGCCACUAUUCGACAAAAGUUUCCCGAGUUAAUGAACUUUGAUACAGAGCUCUUUUGUAUCGACAAAGCGGCCCAGGUAUCGCUUGAGAUGCUCAUCUCCGACGUGAAUGAACUGGAAAAGGGCAUGGAAACGGUACGAAAAGAAGCCGAAUUGCGUGGUAAAGGCAUCCACAGUCACGUGUUGCGUGAUUUUCUGGGAAACUCGGAAGAGAAGUUGAAAAAGAUCAAGUCUGAAUGUAAAACAUCACAGGAAUCAUUCAAAGAAUGUAUCGAAUACUUUGGCGAGUCAUCCAGAAAUGCCGAUGCGAACGCAUUCUUCUCAUUGCUAGUCCGUUUCGUACGAGCCUUUAAGACAUGUGAUCAGGAAAACGAACAACGACGACGGCUGGAAGCAGCCGCACUGCAAGCGUCCGUUAAAAAGGAUGAGGAGGAGCAGGUGGUGCUGCGUAACAAUAAAAUUAAUAGCCAAAAGAAACAACAGGAGGCUGUUAUCAACGAAUUAAAAUUAAAAACACACGCUGUGCGUGAGAAAAAGCUUCUUCAGCAAGAUGAAGUAUAUAACGGAGCUUUGGAAGACAUUUUGCUGGGACUGAAGAACGAACCAUAUCGGCGAGCGGACGCUGUACGGAGAAGUCAGCGCCGUCGAAUUGAUAGUAAUAGGCUCUCUAGAACAAUGGAAGAAGUAGACUUUUGAAGACGUGUUGUGUUUAUCGGGUUCAAGUAUGAUUAAUGUAAUAUUAUUUUUAAAUUGUACAUUUGUCUUGGCAUUUUACCACUUUCCUCAUCUGAGAAUAUGUUUUCUUUUUGCCCACAACGUGUAAGUAAUUGAUGGUUUGAAGCAAAUCAAUAAUCAAUAGAGUUUUUCUGUUCCUAUGCGUUAAUAUUGAUAAGAAUAUUAUAUCAAUUGAAUGAAACUUUGAUUGUUUUUAAGUAAUUUUUAUUUAUUUUUAAGACAUAGUUGUACAAUUCAAACCAACCCUAAAAAGUUCUACAUCAUCUCAAAAAUGUCGAUUGAAUUCUCAUUCACAUUCCGCUAUUCGAGCUUUUGAUCGAGCAACUGCAGUAGAGACAUUUUCCAAUACACCGCACAUGGGAGGAUAAAUUAUAAUUUUUAUUGUCGUUCAAGAAACCGCGGGAUGAUAUUAUUUUUUGGUAUUCUAUACUAAAUGGUGUAAUCUAUCAAACUGAUAUUUUAAAAAACUAUCUCUUCAUAUGAAACAUUUAAAAGUAAACUGACCGCAGUGAUUGAAACGAAUGCUAAAUUACGAGCUUUAAGACAGCGCACAACACUUGCUAACCAAUGUGUACAUGUUUAAUUUUUAGCGUACAAAACUUUACACAUGUACAACGACUUUAAACACACACAGUGCAAAUUGUACAAUUUUCGGUGCUUAGAAAACGAGUUACAAUAACUGGCAAUACGAAUAUCAAACUGAACAUAGAAAACUUGUAAAACAGCAUUUUAUAAUCUACAACAGGUAUACAUACUGAAAGGUGCAAACAUAAGAGCAUCUUUAUUUCUUCUCAUGCUUAUGCAAUUGCAACUAUGACACCUAUGAUAAGGUUUUACACAAUUUUUCAUAAAUAAACUGAAAGCUUCCA